AUGUGCCAAACCCUCACCGCCGCACCUCACCCCCAAAAAUUUCCUCAGGAGAUCGACGAAAACCCUAGCCGCCGCAUCCACUCGAGCCCUCAGCACAACCUAAAACCAACACCACCUCCAAAUUCGGCCUCUUCCUCGCAUGCAUCGGCUUCUUUGUCGUCACCAUUGACGCAGACAUCGACCCCUGCAACUUCGAACUUCUCCUCAACCUCGAGAACCGCGUCAAAUACACCAUCUUCGAGGUCUUCAAUAGCGAUGAGCCAAGGCUUGGAGAAGAAGUUGGAUCAGGAGGAUUGGGGCAUUUCUUCUUCGAUUUCCCCAAUUGCUUGA
Striga asiatica is the source of this 330-nucleotide messenger RNA. NCBI's taxonomy places the organism in Eukaryota, Viridiplantae, Streptophyta, Magnoliopsida, Lamiales, Orobanchaceae. The record is from the annotation of a GenBank genome assembly.